GCGGAUGACCCCCAAAUAGCUCUGGCAGACUCCCCGUGACCCACCCGCACCAUGACCAGGCGUCCCCACCCUGGCCUCCGGGGCACAGCCCAGAGAGUAUAAAUGGUGCUGGAGGCUGAUGGAAACAGCCCAGCAGAGUCCCAGCAGCAGACCGAACACAGACUCUGAGACGCACCAUGAGGCCCCUCAUGCUCCUCGCUCUCCUGGCCCUGGCCGCACUCUGCCUCACUGCCCAGGCAGAUGCAAAGCCCAGCGGUGCAGAGUCUGGCAGAGGUGCAGCCUUCGUGUCCAAGCAGGAGGGCAGUGAGGUAGUGAAGAGACUCCGGCGCUAUCUGGAUCACGGGUUGGGAGCCCCAGCCCCCUACCCGGACCCUCUGGAGCCCAAGAGGGAGGUGUGUGAGCUCAACCCGGACUGUGACGAGCUAGCUGACCACAUCGGCUUUCAGGAGGCCUACUUGCGCUUCUACGGCACAGCCUAGAGCUUGCACCUCUGCCGGCCUGCUGGCCCCCGACCCACUUCCCACCCUGGCUUCUCUCUAUGACCCCUUCCCCUCCCCUCGCCCUGACCUCCCUGCCCUACAAGUGUGGGGUCACCAUCCGCCCAGCUGCUCCAGAAUAAACUCCAGAAGAGGAA
This is a messenger RNA of Phyllostomus discolor (pale spear-nosed bat), 634 nucleotides long. RefSeq names its product bone gamma-carboxyglutamate protein (gene BGLAP). The record is from RefSeq and is a predicted model, not a curated record. Gene Ontology annotation, cellular component: extracellular region. NCBI's taxonomy places the organism in Eukaryota, Metazoa, Chordata, Mammalia, Chiroptera, Phyllostomidae. The transcript is spliced from 4 exons. Bases 177 to 479 code for a protein of 100 amino acids. Gene Ontology annotation, molecular function: calcium ion binding; hydroxyapatite binding; structural constituent of bone. Gene Ontology annotation, biological process: osteoblast differentiation; regulation of bone mineralization; regulation of cellular response to insulin stimulus.